UUCUCACACGACGUCGUCUCCUUACACCGUUAGAAUCGGCAAGAUCUGAUCCAGUGCCAGCACCAAGCACCAUUUUUCGUCAAAGUAAACGUUGAAGUCUUUUAUUCCCCACACACGACCGUUCGUUCCACUCCCCCUUCCUCCAUAUACUCCUCCACCACCAUCACCACCACCACCGCCGCCGCCGCUGCCACUACCACGACCUCCAAAUUUCAAAAUGACGAAACUACCCUUCAUCCUCCUUCUCCUCAUCACCCUCCUUAGUCUCACCACCGCCGAAAUCAAAUCCUUAACAAUCACAAACGACAACCGCCCCAUGAUCCUCUUCGAGAAAUUCGGCUUCACACACACCGGCCACGUGACAAUUUCCGUCUCCUCCGUCUCCGUCUCCUCCUCAAUCAACGCCCCAAACCCUAUCCCUUCACGCCUCGGCUUUUUCCUCUUAUCUGAAGAAUCUCUUCUCCAAGUUCUCCUCGAGAUCCAACAAAACCCUAAUUUCUGCGUCCUCGAUUCCCACUACACUCUCCACCUCUUCACUUUCCGCGACCUAUCUCCGCCUCCACUGUCAUCUUUUCACCAGUCUUAUCCCGUUACCGCCCCUAAUGAGUACUCUCUUUUCUUCGCUAAUUGCGCACCUGAAACACGCGUUUCCAUGAAUGUUAAAACCGAAGUCUAUAAUCUUGAUGGAGACGGUUCUAGAGAUUUUCUCUCUGCAGGUUUAACGCAUUUACCUUCGCUCUAUUUUAUUUAUUCUAUUGCCUAUCUUGCUUUUCUCGGAUUCUGGAUUUACACUUGUUAUAUGAAUAGAAGGUCCGUGCAUCGGAUCCAUUUUCUGAUGGCUGGAUUAUUGUUAAUGAAAGCGCUUAAUUUGAUAUGUGCUGCGGAGGACAAGCAUUAUGUGAAAGUUACUGGUACUCCUCAUGGUUGGGAUAUAUUGUUCUAUAUAUUUCAGUUUAUUCGUGUCGUAUUGUUGUUUACUGUGAUCGUUUUGAUUGGCACUGGUUGGUCGUUUAUAAAGCCCUUUUUACAAGAGAAGGAAAAGAAGGUUCUGAUGAUUGUGAUUCCGCUUCAGGUUUUAGCUAAUGUAGCUUUUGUUGUUAUUGGUGAGACUGGUCCGUUUAUUAAAGAUUGGGUUACUUGGAAUCAAGUGUUCUUGUUGGUUGAUAUUAUUUGUUGCUGCGCCAUUAUUUUCCCGAUUGUUUGGUCGAUUCGGUCUUUGCGAGAGACAUCCAAAACUGAUGGCAAGGCUGCAAGGAACUUGGCUAAAUUGCAAUUGUUUAGGCAGUUCUACAUUGUUGUGAUUGGGUACUUGUAUUUUACGAGGAUCGUGGUGUUUGCCCUUAAGACUAUUGCUGCUUAUAAGUACCAGUGGGUUAGUAAUGCUGCUGAGGAGACUGCCAGUUUGGUGUUUUAUGCAGUGAUGUUUUAUAUGUUUAGGCCGGUUGAGAAGAAUGAGUACUUUGUUCUUGAUGAGGAGGAAGAGGAGGCUGCAGAGUUGGCUCUCAAGGAUGAAGAAUUUGAACUUUGAAAUGGAUGCAUGAAGUGUAGAAAUUUUUAAAGUUUGGCUGAAGUUUUAGUGGAUUUGCUUAUAAGAAAUACUUUGGUCAGUUCUGAUACUACAGUUGCUGCUCUUUUUCUUUUUCUUUACUUUUAUUUUCCAGAAAAUUUUAAACUCUUGUUUAACUCUUAUAACAACUUUCUUGUUCAUGAAUGUGUAGUGGCUAUAUUUUUGGUUAA
Molecule: messenger RNA, 1737 nt
Organism: Ricinus communis (castor bean)
Lineage: Eukaryota; Viridiplantae; Streptophyta; Magnoliopsida; Malpighiales; Euphorbiaceae
Product: protein CANDIDATE G-PROTEIN COUPLED RECEPTOR 7
Exons: 1
Coding region: 218-1528 (436 amino acids)
Biological process (GO): transport
Cellular component (GO): Golgi apparatus; membrane
Source: RefSeq, a predicted model, not a curated record